Molecule: messenger RNA, 1620 nt
Organism: Nasonia vitripennis (jewel wasp)
Lineage: Eukaryota; Metazoa; Arthropoda; Insecta; Hymenoptera; Pteromalidae
Gene: Osi8
Product: osiris 8
Source: RefSeq, marked validated
UGCAAGUGAAACGCAUCUCGGGAGCCGCGACGCAACGACCACGACGACGACCACGACGCUCUGUGUUUAGAGUUGCCGAAGGCGCGAGAGAGAGAGAGAGAGAGAGAGAGAGAGAGAGAGAGAGAGACACGAGAGGGAGGGACAGACUCGCACAGACUGAUUGAUUCGUAUCGAAUCGCGCGAUUUUUACUUGUCUCUUACGAUAAGCUACCACAGCCCAAAAAUGUUCGUGUCCACACGCCACCUCUCGGUGCUCUGGCUGGCCCUGCUGCUGGCAGUGUCGAUCGAAGCUCGCUCGGCCGAGCCGUCCUCUCACCCCUCGAACACACUGGACUCCGACCCCCAGCAAGGUCGGUCAGCAGGCGGCGUGUUCGGCGAGCUCCGCUCGGUCUACCAGAUCUACAAGGACUGCUCCGGCGCCGAGGUCAGCAGCUGUCUCAAGCUCAAGCUCCUCUCGACGAUGGAGCGCGUCUCGCGCAGCGCCCAGCUCAACAUCGUCGAGGGCGUAACCUUGGUCAAGGACGAGCAGGCCGCCAGCCAACCUGAGGAGCCCAUCAGAUCGCCGCAGGAGAUCGAGGCUUCCCUGCCCAGGAGCUUGGAGGACAAGGAGGACGCUCUGAACUCCAUGAUCCUGGACAAGGCUGUCGGCUUCCUCCAGAGCCACACCCUCAAGGUCAAGCUGCCCAAUGUCGAGGAACUCCAGAGGAGCCUCAGCGAGGAAGGCCGUGGCAAGAAGAGGAAAGGCAUGGGAGGACUCCUGGCCAUUCCCCUGCUCAUCGGUGGAACCCUGGUGCCCCUGGCUCUGGGAACCCUGGCCCUCUUGGCCGGUAAGGCCCUGAUCGUGAGCAAGCUCGCUCUGGUCCUGGCCUCGAUCAUCGGUCUGAAGAAGCUCGUCUCCAGCCACGAUCACGGCCACCACGAGGUGCACAGCGGUGGUGGCUGGGCCAGGGCUGGCCAGGACCUCGCCUACUCGGCGUACAAGCCCAUCGUUCCCGCCGCCGCGUCCUGAACUGAGACGUCGAUGACGGCAGCCUCACCACCACCAGUCAUCUCUUCUCAUCAUCUCGCACACUCACACGACAACACGACUCACUGAUCUAACUCUUCUUCAAUCUCUCUCUCUGUCUCUCACUCAUUCUAUACUGUGAUUCUGUCGCUCUUCUUCUCACACCUCCUCUUCUCUCUCGUCGUUGUUGUUAUCUGUCUCUUCUCGUUCGUCCACGCGACACAGUCGAAGCGCUAGCCUGACCCGCCGCGCGACCUGUGUCCCUAGAGGCCCUCUUCUGGCUGGGCCGACUCUGUUUCUCUGUCUCUCUUCACUACCUAUUCGACUGUACUCUCUUUUUUUCAUUCUCUCUCUCUGUACUUCACGCAUUCAUUCUUCGUUCAUUCAUCCAUCAUCUCUCAGUUAUUUAUUUGUCAACUCACUAAACAAGCCACCCACUCAUUCAUUCGCAUCCCUCGUAACAUUUGUGUUUUUUUUCUAUCCUAAUCUACGUUGGUUAAAAACAAACAGAAACAACUAAAAAAAUCGAACUUAAGCGCGGUUCACGCCAAUCGCGAACACGUGUAUGUAUAUUUAUAGAUAUCUAAUAAAUUAUAAGGAGACACCUUUGAAAC